AUGACCAUAGAUCAAGAAGAAGAAUUUCCAACUUACAAUGAAUUUAGAUCAGACACAUUUACCGUGCCAACCAAAUCCAUGAUUGAAGCAGGUUUCACCAAUGCAACCUAUGGUGAUGCUGUUUAUUUUGAUCCAAAAACUGUUGAAUUAGAAACCAUGGUUGCUGAAAUUGCUGGUAAAGAAGCAGGUUGUUUUACUGUAUCAGGUACAUUAUCAAAUCAAAUUGGUCUUCGAGUAAAUUUAUAUCAACCUCCUUAUUCAAUAUUAUGUGAUUAUAGAUCACACGUUUAUUUACAUGAAGCUGGUGGUUUAGCUACAUUAUGUCAAGCAAUGGUACAUCCAAUUGUACCUAAAAAUGGAGUAUAUUUAACAUUUGAAGAUGUUUGGAAUAAUAUAACAUGGGAUGAUGGAGAUGUUCAUGCCGCACCAACAAAAGUUAUUAGUUUAGAAAAUACUUUACAUGGUAUAAUAUUACCAAUUGAAGAAAUUGCAAAAAUUUCACAAUUAUGUAGAGAAAAUAAUAUUAAAUUACAUUUAGAUGGUGCAAGAUUAUGGAAUGCAAGUAUUGAAACUGGUAUAUCCAUAAAAGAAUAUUGUUCAUAUUUUGAUUCUGUUUCAUUAUGUUUAUCAAAAUCAUUAGGUGCACCAAUGGGUUCAAUUUUAGUUGGUGAUGAAGAUUUUAUUGCAAAAGCAAAUCAUUUUAAAAAGCAAAAUGGAGGUGGUAUAAGACAAAGUGGUAUAUAUGCAGCUAUGGCAAUUCAUGCAAUAGAAAAUAAUUUAUCAAAGAUUAAGAGGUCUCAUGAAUUGGCAAAACAAGUUGGUAAAUUUUGUAUUGAUAAAGGUAUAAAAUUAGAAUCACCAGUUGAUACAAAUUUUAUAUUUAUAGAUUUAAAAGCAAAUAAUAUGGAUGAUAAAUAUUUAAUAACAUUAGGUAAAGAGAAAUAUGAUCUAAAUUUAAUGGGAGGUAGAAUAGCAUUUCAUUUUCAAUUAAACCAAGAAAGUGUAAAUAAAUUAAAAGCAUGUAUAUUGGAAUGUUUUGAAUAUAAUAAAAUACAUCCAUGGAAACCAGAUGGAAGAAAUAACAAGAAAAUGUAUAAUUUUGAUGCAAUGAAGUAUAGAAGUUCAACUUAA
This is a messenger RNA of Insectozyma verbasci, 1131 nucleotides long. Lineage: Eukaryota; Fungi; Ascomycota; Pichiomycetes; Serinales; Debaryomycetaceae. The record is from the annotation of a GenBank genome assembly.